Molecule: messenger RNA, 3450 nt
Organism: Lutzomyia longipalpis
Lineage: Eukaryota; Metazoa; Arthropoda; Insecta; Diptera; Psychodidae
Gene: rb
Product: AP-3 complex subunit beta-2
Exons: 5
Coding region: 129-3323 (1064 amino acids)
Biological process (GO): intracellular protein transport; vesicle-mediated transport
Cellular component (GO): membrane coat; AP-3 adaptor complex
Source: RefSeq, a predicted model, not a curated record
GUCAAAAGAAACGUCAAAGUUGAGAAUAUAUCAAUUUUUUGCGUGGACUUCUGUGUGAACAUUUCGUGCUGGAUUUCCUCUUGCUUUCUGCGGAUUUACUGGAAAAACGUGCCAAACGACGACUCAACAUGUUUUCAUCGGACUGUGACACGGGGGCCCUCCAUCAGAGCCCCAAUUCAGCGUUGUACAGCAAAGAGAGCACCCCCGUAGAAGUUGAAUAUGCCAGCGAGUCAAUUGGGACGUUUUUCGGUUCGGAAGGAAAUAAACACAAAGAUCUAAUUGAGAUGCUAGAUAGCAAUAAAGUUGGCCUCAAACUUGAGGCAAUGAAGAGAAUUAUAGGGAUGGUGGCCAAAGGUCGUGAUGCAUCGGAUCUUUUUCCGGCUGUUGUGAAGAAUGUCGUAUCAAAGAAUGUUGAACUGAAGAAACUCGUCUAUGUUUAUCUCGAACGCUAUGCUGAGGAGCAGCAGGAUCUUGCUCUACUGUCCAUUUCGACGUUCCAACGCUCCCUCAAGGAUCCCAAUCAACUUAUUCGCGCCAGCGCUCUGCGUGUUCUCUCCAGCAUUCGCGUUCCCAUGAUUGUACCCAUUGUUAUGCUAGCUAUACGUGAUUCAGCAUCCGAUAUGAGCCCCUAUGUGAGGAAGACGGCAGCCCAUGCAAUUCCCAAGCUGUACAGUUUGGAUGCGGAGCAGAAGGAGGAGCUUGUUGGGAUAAUUGAGAAACUCCUCUCAGAUCGGACGACCCUCGUUGUGGGAUCAGCUGUAAUGGCCUUUGAGGAAGUUUGUCCCGAACGGGUGGAUUUAAUUCACAAAAACUACCGGAAGCUCUGCAAUUUGAUUGUGGAUGUCGAUGAAUGGGGGCAGGUGAUCAUUAUAAAUAUGCUGACAAGGUACGCAAGGACACAAUUCACAGAUCCAAAUGCGCAUGAAAAGUUACUCGAUGAGGAGCGCAAGAGGAAGAAGAAACCACCGAAAUUGUCAGAUUCCACCUCCAAUUCAUCCCAGGAGGAAGAUGACGAGGAGGAUGAUGAUGAUUUUGAGUUGAAUCAGGAGACAAAGAGUGUCCUUGAUGCGGAUCAUCGUCUCCUCUUGCGUCAAACGAAGCCACUGCUGCAGAGUCGAAAUGCUUCAGUGGUAAUGGCUGUAGCGCAGCUGUAUCAUCAUGUUGCCCCAAAGGCUGAUGUUCAAAUUGUCGCUAAGGCCCUCGUGCGUCUCCUGAGGAAUCACAGAGAGAUCCAAAGUGUUGUCUUAACGUCCAUUGCGUCAAUGUCUCAAGAUCAGAAGAAUCUCUUUGAUGUGUACAUCAAAUCAUUCUUUGUUCGUACCAAUGAUCCGACGCAUAUUAAACUCCUAAAGGUGCAGAUUCUAACAAAUCUCACAACAGAGACGAAUAUUUCCAUCAUUCUGAGGGAAUUUCAGACGUACAUCAAGAGUAAUGAUCGGGAAUUCGUGAUGGCCACCAUUCAGGCCAUCGGGAGGUGCGCAACGACAAUUAGCCAGGUUACUGAAGUUUGCCUCACGGGGUUGGUACACAUGUUGUCCAGUAAGACGGAAUUUGUUGUGGCUGAGAGUGUUGUGGUGAUCAAGAAGCUCCUCCAGAGUCACUGUGCUAAACAUCGUGAGAUCAUUGUGCAAAUGGCAAAACUUCUUGAUCACAUUACCGUAGCUGCUGCCAGAGCGGCUAUUAUCUGGCUCAUUGGGGAAUACAAUGAGUACGUGAAGAAUAUUGCACCUGAUGUCCUUAGGAAGAUUGCUGAAACAUUCGUGAAUGAGGAAAAUUCCGUCAAACUCCAAAUCCUCACGAUGUCCGUGAAGCUGUAUGCUACUAAUCCCGAGCAGACGCGCCUCCUGACCAAAUAUAUCUUUGAGCUGGCGCGCUAUGAUCAGAAUUACGAUGUACGCGAUCGUGCACGUUUCCUCAAGGCACUCGUGGGAAUUGAUGGGGAACCCAGUGUGCUGAGUAGGAAUCUCCAGAAGAUCUUCUUAUCCCGCAAACCAGCUCCUGUGAUGGAGAAUGGAGCCCAUGAGGGGGCAACGGCUCUCCAAUUGGGAAGUUUGUCGCACUAUCUCAAGCUCAAAGCCACCGGGUAUCGAGAUUUACCGGAAUUCCCGGAAACAGCCCCAGAUUCUUCCGUGAGGAAUGUUCAGACAAAGAUGGAGGUUGUUCUGAGUGCUGACAGAGAUCUCUUGGCGCCGGAAGUCAAUGAGAAUUCGGGGAGAAAGGUAAAAUCGAGAGAUUUCUAUUCGGAUGAAUCCAGCAGUGAUGACGAGGAGGAUGAUGAGGAGGAGGAGGACGAUGACGAGGAUUCCAAGGAGGAGAAAAAUGAUUCAGAUGAGUGGACCGAAGAUGAGUCAUCGAGUGAUGAGACAUCAUCGUCAUCCAGUGAAAGCUCAUCGGGAUCAGGUGAUGAAGGAGAGAAUGAUGAACAAAAUGGUCAAAGUGAACAUCAGGCGGAGAAGAAAAUCUCAACAACUUCAAAUCCCGCAAGUAAUUUGGAUUUACUUUCCGGGUUGGAUAACACCCUGUUUUCAGCUCCAUCCGGAGGGGUUCCAAUACAGCCUCUUGGGGUGCUUCAACCAGCAGCAGCAGCAGCAAUGGCAGUGUCCCUCGGGAAGCACAGCGUCUUACCACCAGUUUACAUCCCAACGGAACAUCAUGAACUUUUGAGCAAAAUUAAUGGCUACGGCCUGGGGAUUGUGUAUCGUUUCACGCGAUUUAAUCAUCUAACAUCCCCCACACAUCUUUCCGUGGAGCUCGUACUGAAAAAUCACAAUACCAUCCAGGACAUUGGGAAUGUGCAAGUGGAGACGCCAAAAUCCCAGCCGAAUGAUGCAAUUCGUGCAUUCCCAGCAAUCCCUCAACUUGCCCCCAAUGCAGCGCUAACAGAGACCCUGGGAGUGGAUUUCAAUGAUUCCACCCAACCCAUUUCCUUCACAAUCCUCAGCAGUCUCGGGCGAUCGCAGGUGUCCAUUGGAGCUCCCGUUGGAGAGCUAAUUCAACCCAUUAAAAUUCCCGAAGAUACCUUUAGAGUGGAACGGAAUAAACUCCGUGGAAUGACAGAGCAUUCAUGCACCCUCACAACAUCUUCCGAGGGGGAUGUCCGCAAAGGGAUUGAAGAGAAAAUCUUCCGGCUUGCAAAUGUGGCAGCAGUUCCGUCGAAUGAGGAGAAAAUCCUCCAAUUUGCUGGGCAAACUCUCAAAUCCAAGAGCCUCCUCCUCAUUACGGUGCUCCUAAAGGAUGCCCAAGAAGUUCAAUUGACUGUGAACUGCGAGAAGAUCGUAAUGGGAUCAAUCUUGCUCAAUGACAUCAAAUCCCGCGGCAUCUAGAAGCGUAAGUUUAUUCCCUUGUUUAUGAUUUUUUUUAAUGAAAAUUCCAGCAUGAAUUUAUAUAAAUGAAAAAGAUAAAAAGUUUCUCAAUAAAAUAUUCUUAUUCAAUUUAUCUAUUACACUAAAA